This is a messenger RNA of Symbiodinium sp. CCMP2592, 1203 nucleotides long. Lineage: Eukaryota; Dinophyceae; Suessiales; Symbiodiniaceae. The record is from the annotation of a GenBank genome assembly.
AUGGGUCUCACGCUUGCAGAGCUCAGCGCGGAAGUGGCUUUUGCAGAAGCUCAGCGAAGCGAUCUGCACGCGGCCGGCGCGGCCGGGCCAUUAUCGACUGAAAAGGCAGCAGCCGCACUUCUAAGCGGCCUCUUCUCUCCAGUCGCUCUGCAGUGGAAGACCGAAAUCGCCAACGGUCUCACGGCCACAGUCAGGGCCGAAGUUUCCCGGGAAUUGACAUGUUGGCCUCCGGAGUGGGUGCAUCUCACGGUCUCCCAUGCAGAGGGUGUCAGCGAUGAUCGGCUACAGCGCUGUCUGGAGAUCAAGGUGCCCUCCAGUGUGUUGCCAGCACAACUGGACAAGAUCUUGGCAGGUGCAAGCUUCACAGGAUCGAACUGCGAGGCAGAGGAGGCCUCGACAUCAAAUUUGUCGGACGAGACAAUGGCAAUCAUCGAUCAGUGUCAGGCUCGUGGCAUCUCGCAGCCCAUGUCCUUGGCGCAAUGGCAUCAUGCAGUCUGUGGGCACCAUGCCCUUUUCAACCUACGCUGCCUCCUCUCUGGCGACUCCUCCUUUCUGCAAAACGAGCCACGCUUCUGGUGCCAAGCUCUUUGCGACAUUGAGCGAUUGGCUCGGCACGGGGAGACCAGCGGCAGCUGGCCCAGGAGUCGCGUCACGGGUGGAAUAGCCGACGAGGUGCACCUGAGGCAUUUGGUCAGCACAGACCCUGCUCUCUCUGGCCGGGUGAGUGUGGCUUCUUCUUUGGAGAGUUUACAGGAGCAGCUUCAGUUGUCCUCGCACACGCAUGGAGUUCACGGCUUUUUGCUGGGCGGAGCUACUCACUGGUACAGCGCUGCAGUUGUGAGCCGAGAUAGGCUUACGAGACCAGGACACAACAAGAUUUACUUCUUUGACUCCUACAACACACCACUGGCGGCAGUGAUGUCAAAUGCAGAUAUCGAGUCCAUGGUGGAAGAGCAGCUAUGUGUCAGUCGAACGAGCUCGAUGGAUGCUUUGAAGCAGAAUCCUGCUUGGGCUCACAAGCCAAACGCUCAUCUGGAAACUGCUUUCGAGGAGGGAGUGGAAGAAUGGUGGAAGGGGGUCAGAAAAGCUUCUGUGUUCUGGCAGCAUAAGCCACUGGAUGUGCGCCGACAACUGAUGCGCAUGGACUUGCAACUAGUCAGAGAUUUCUUGCGAGUUCUGGCAGACGCCUAUUGCUCUGCCUGA